Molecule: messenger RNA, 636 nt
Organism: Gigantopelta aegis
Lineage: Eukaryota; Metazoa; Mollusca; Gastropoda; Neomphalida; Peltospiridae
Product: glycine-rich cell wall structural protein-like
Exons: 3
Coding region: 147-518 (123 amino acids)
Source: RefSeq, a predicted model, not a curated record
UUGGAUAAUACGAAAAAAGUGAAAUUACAACCAGGAAAAUAAAUCGAUCAAAGUUAUCAACUUUUCUGUAUAAAAAUCGCCUCAGAAUUCCAGUUCAACACUCACAUCUGUACCGUAGCUACAGUCGUUCCGACAAAGCCUUCAAGAUGAUGAAAGCCAUAAUCCUCGCCUUUGCGUGUCUGUACGUCGCGGCCGCCGUGAAACAAAUGGUGCCAAUCGUGAAGCCCAUGGUUUUCAAAAUGGUCAAACCCGUUGUCGUUGGAUUUGGAAAAGCAGGCUAUGGCGGCUAUGGAGGCUAUGGAGGCUAUGGCGGCUGGGGCGGCAUGGGUGGCUAUGGAGGCUGGGGAGGCAUGGGCGGCUAUGGUGGCUAUGGCGGCUGGGGCGGCAUGGGCGGAUAUGGAGGCGGAUAUGGAGGCUGGGGAGGCAUGGGCGGCUAUGGAGGCUGGGGAGGCAUGGGAGGCUAUGGAGGCUGGGGAGGCAUGGGCGGCUACGGAUACGGCAAGAAGAUGAUGUACUAAUAGAUCUAAGCUGUAACAAAGCUAGACGGAAAAUGUGGACCUAUCUGGACAUUGAAAAUAUAACUAUGUGUUAAUCUGAGCUCAGUUAUCACAGUGAAAUAAACAUUAACAUUUUAAA